AUGGAAGCAUCUCCACCUCCUCCUGGUCACGAUAGUAUUCGAUCAUGGCUUGCCGUUCUCGGAGCUUCACUUUCGCUGUUUUGCACAGUUGGCUUCCUCAAUGCAUUCGGCAUUUUUCAAGAAUAUUACCAAAUGUACCUCGAUAAAUCAAAGUCUGAUAUUUCCUGGAUUGGAUCAAUGUCUAUCUUCAUCAUCUACCUAGGUGCACCAAUAUCAGGCAUUCUAACCGACAGAUUGGGACCCACAGUCCUCUUGUGUAUUGGCAGCAUCGGUCAAGUCUUUUCUCUCUUCAUGACUUCUCUCUGCGAAGAGUACUACCAGGCUUUUUUGGCCCAGGGAGUUUUGCUCGGAGUGAGCAUGUCGCUCAUUUUUUGUCCCCCUGUGGCUGUGGUGUCACGCCGCAUGCCUCAUUGCCGUGGCCUUGCCCUGGGCCUCACAAUUGGCGGGUCCUCCAUCGGUGGCAUCAUCUGGCCGAUCAUGUUGGAGCAACUGCUUAACAAACGCCAGCUCGGUUUUGGAUGGACUAUGAGGAUCGUCGCUUUCACCAUGGUUCCUCUUCUCGCUAUCACCUGCAUCACUGUGGUUGAUGCCCCCGCACCCAAGGCAUCUUUGAGUCCACUCCAGGCGGCAUUAGAUAGGAACGAGAAGGGUGCGGUAUCAUCAAAUGACGAGAUACAGUCCCAAACGAAGUCCAGCUACUCGAUCAUUAAGAAUACGACAUUUAUGCUGCUCUGUGGAGGGUUAGCGCUCGGCUACUUUGGGCUCUUCACGCCCCUCUUCUUUAUCACAGAUUUCGGCGUUCAACACGGCUUUUCCGCAUCGACAGCAUUUUACCUUUUAUCCGGACUCAACGGCGCUUCGUUUCUGGGACGAGUUGUCCCUGGGUUUCUUGCAGACCGGUAUGGGCAUUUCAAUCUUUGCGCGCUGGCGACUCUUGCGGCUGGGAUCGUUGGUUUUUCCUGGACAGCGGCGACGUCUCUUCCUGGUUUGGUAGUGUGGAGUUUGGCGUACGGGUUUUCCUCUGGAGCCAUCAUGAGCUUGCAGGGUGCAUGCGUAGGAAAGAUUGCGCAUCAUCGUCAUCAGGGAUUAGCUGUCGGCUGCAUGAUGGGCUCCAUCGCUGUGACCGCUCUUGUCGGGCCUCCCAUCAGCGGCCAGAUUCUCGCGCACGCUGGAUAUCUCGCCUUAUCGAUGUGGACCGGUGCAACUCUCGUGGUCGGAGCUGCCAUCCUUACUGUUGCCAGAUGGCGGCUAAACAAUGGUUUGACUGCAGUCGUGUAA
Messenger RNA from Colletotrichum scovillei, 1278 nucleotides. RefSeq names its product ATPase. Gene Ontology annotation, biological process: transmembrane transport. The transcript is spliced from 5 exons. Gene Ontology annotation, cellular component: fungal-type vacuole membrane. Lineage: Eukaryota; Fungi; Ascomycota; Sordariomycetes; Glomerellales; Glomerellaceae. The record is from RefSeq and is a predicted model, not a curated record. Bases 1 to 1278 code for a protein of 425 amino acids. Gene Ontology annotation, molecular function: transmembrane transporter activity.